Molecule: messenger RNA, 4865 nt
Organism: Dermochelys coriacea (leatherback sea turtle)
Lineage: Eukaryota; Metazoa; Chordata; Testudines; Dermochelyidae
Gene: KTN1
Product: kinectin 1
Exons: 44
Coding region: 279-4373 (1364 amino acids)
Biological process (GO): microtubule-based movement; protein transport
Cellular component (GO): endoplasmic reticulum membrane
Molecular function (GO): kinesin binding
Source: RefSeq, a predicted model, not a curated record
UCCCGGGCGGCGGCUCUCGGGGCAGGCGCUGCCUCCGGGCCCGCGGCCCUGCGCCUUUAACGGGCGGCGGGAGGGGGCCGGCGCCGCCGCCGCCGCGGACGUGCCGCUGCCGCCGCCUCCGCCUCCGCCUCCUCCCCCGCCCCGCCGCGCGCUCCCCUUCCUGCCAGGCCGCCGCCGCCGCGCAGGGACCGGCCCCGCUGCUCCGCCUCCUCCGGCCGCCGCUCCGGCCCGCCGCGGGAUUUUUUUUUUUUCUUUCUAGGAAGUAAAGAAAAAGCACAAUGGAGUUUUAUGAGUCUACCUAUUUUAUCAUCCUCAUUCCUUCAGUGGUUAUUACAGUCAUCUUCCUCUUCUUCUGGCUUUUCAUGAAAGAAACAUUAUACGAUGAAGUCCUUGCAAAACAGAAAAGGGACCAAAAGUUUCUGCCUUCUAAGAUGGAUAAAAAGAAAACUGAGAAGAAAAAGAACAAGAGGAAAGAUGCUCAGAAUGGGAACCUCCAUGAGUCGGAUUCUGAGAGUAUACCUCGGGAGUUUAAACUGUCUGACGCCAUGAUUGCAGAUGAUGAGCACGUACUUCCUGUUCCCUUGGGUUUGACUGAAGCAUCGAGCAGUGUUAGAGAACGGAAGAAGAAGGAGAAGAAACAUAAGACCGUGCAAGAGGAUCACGUGUCUAAGGAAUCAGAAGGAUCCAAGCCUGGAGGCAAGAAAAUUGAACCAGUCCCUGUUACGAAACAACCCACUCCACCCUCUGAAGCAACAGGAUCGAAGAAGAAACCUGGGCAGAAGAAGCAGAAAAAUGGAAUCGAUGACCAGGAUUCAAAGAGUGAGUCAUUUAUGUCUCCUACCAAAAAACAAGACCCACUGCUGUUCCAGCAUGAAAUAAAACAAGAAAGUGGAUCAGGAAAGAAGAAAGUUUCUACAAAGAAACACAAAAUUGACUCUGUUGCAGCUUUGGUUGAUGAGCCUCUUAUUCAUGCAACUACAUACGUUCCUUUGAUGGAUAACUCUGAUCUGAACCCUUCGGUGGAAAAGAAAGAAGUGGCUGAUAUGGCAAAACAAGACAUAACCGAGGCGAUCCAGAAAAGCGGUACUAAGAAACUGAAGAAUGAAACUGAUAAAGAAAAUGCUGAAGUAAAGUUUAAGGAUUUUCUCUUGGCUAUGAAGAGCAUGACCUUCACUGAAGGUGAGGCCCUCUGUGUGGUUGAGCUGCUAAAGGAGAAAUCCAGUGGGAUACAGGAUGCCUUGCAGAAGGCUAGUAAGGGAGACUCAGCUGCAACUAUACACCAGCUACAAGAAAAAGACAAAAUACUUGCUGCUUUGAAGGAAGAAGCUGCGGUUGCAAAGGAUCAGUGCAAGCAGCUAACUCAGGAACUGGUUGCAGAGAAGGAGAGAAGCAACUUGCUUACGACAAAAAUGAGAGAACGAAUCAACGUGCUAGAAAAGGAACACGGUGCUUUUCAGAGCAAGAUCCAUGUUAGCUAUCAGGAAAACCAGGGGAUGAAGAUGAAGUUCCAGCAGCUUCGUGAGCAGAUGGAGGCUGAGAUAGGCCACCUGAAGCAGGAAAAUGGUAUCCUGAGAGAUGCUGUCAGUACUUCUACCAACCAGAUGGAAAGCAAGCAGUCUAGUGAACUGAACAAAUUGCGUCAGGAUUGUGCUAGACUUGUGAAUGAACUGACGGAGAAGAACAAUAAAUUGCAACAAGAGGAACUCCAAAAGAAAAAUGCAGAUCAAACAAUUGGCCAGCUAAAGGUCCAACAACAGGAAGCAGAGAGGAGAUUUGAGGAAAUUCAGGCCUAUUUCAGGAAAAGGAUAACAGAACAUGAAACAGCACAACAAGAUGUGCAGAAUAAGCUUGUGGCCAAAGAGGGUGAAAUCCAGAGCCUGCACAGCAAACUUACAGAUACAAUAGUGUCUAAACAACAGCUGGAGCAAAGGAUGUUGCAGUUAAUGGAGGCUGAACAAAAGAGGGUCUCUGCAGAGGAUUCUGUGCAAUUGCAGGUGCAGGAGCUGAUGGAGCAGAAGGAGGCUUUGAAAGCUCAGCUUCAGAAGUUUCAUUCCCAAAUGGCAGCCCAGACAUCUGCUUCAGUCCUGGCAGAAGAACUGCAGAAAGUGAUUGCAGAAAAGGACCAACAGAUAAAGCAGGUGGAGGACUCGUUAGUCAAUGAACAUGCCAAUCUAACUGGCAAGGAGGAGGAGCUCAAGGUUGUACAGAAUAUGAAUUUAUCCCUAAAAGCGGAGGUGCAAAAGUUACAGGCUCUGACAAAUGAACAGGCUGUUGCUGCACAUGAACUGGAGAGGAUGCAGAAAAGUAUUCAUAUUAAAGAUGACAAAAUAAGAACACUUGAAGAGCAGCUACAAGGACAGCUUGCCCAAGUUUCAAAUACAAGGGAAGAAUUUCAGAUGCUUAAGGAUCAAAACAAAGCUUUGCAAUCGGAAGUUCAAAAACUGCAGGCUCUCUUGUCUGAGCAGACUAAUAAAGAGCUGUUGGAGCAAAUGGAAAGGAGUAUUACUGAAAAGGAUGAAAAGAUAAAGACGGUUGAAGAACUGCUGGAAGCUGGGCUCAUACAAGUGGCUAAUAGGGAGGAGGAAUUGAAGGCAUUGCGAGCAGAAAAUUCAUCCUUGAAAAAAGAAGUUCAAAAUCUGCAAAUUCAGGAAUCGGAGCAGAUUUCUUUCGAAUCAGCGGUGGAAGAACUUCAGAAAGUAAUCUGUGAGAAGGAUGGAAGGAUAAAAUCGGUGGAAGAACUCUUGGAGGCUGAAGUCCUCAAAGUUGCAAACAAGGAGAAAAUGGUUCAGGCUUUCACACAGGAAAUAGAGGCUCUGAAAGAAGAAGUAGGAAAUACCCAGCUUGAGAUGGAAAAACAGGUAUCGAUCACUUCACAAGUCAAGGACCUUCAGAACCUGUUGAAGGGGAAAGAAGAACAGACGAAAACUAUGGAGGCCUUAUUGGAAGAGAAGGAGAAAGAUAUUGCUAAGAAAAGAGAAUGGUUGCAGAGUCAACAAGAUACAAUUACCCACUUAACCAGUAAAGUUCAGGAGCUUGAGCAACAGAACUUGGAACAGCUACAGCAGGUAUCUGCUGUGUCACAAGUCCAGGAUCUGGAGAGCUUAUUGAAAGAGAAGGAAGAACAGGUGAAGAAGAUGGAGGCUGUAUUAGAAGAAAAGGGGAGAGAAAUUACAAACAAAGGAAACCAGUUACAGGAGGCACAAGAAGAAAAUGAAUUGUUUAAAGUGAAAAUCCAAGAAUUAAAGCAAGAGACCUGUAAGCAGGCGUCUCUGGCUGUCCGAAGUGAUGAGCUGCUGCAAGUUAUUGCAGGGAAAGAGACGGAAAUCACCAGUCUCCGAAAUGAGCUAGGCUCUCUGAAAAAUGCUGUUGAGCAACACAGGAAAAAGAACAAUGACCUUCGGGAGAAAAACUGGAAAGCAAUGGAAGCAUUGGCAUCAACUGAAAAAUUGCUGCAGGACAAAGUGAACAAGACUGCCAAGGAAAGGCAGCAAUACUUGGAGACUGCAGAGAUGGAAACUAGAGAAUUGCUGCAGAAACUGUUUCCCAAGGUGUCUCUUCCUUCCAACUUGAGUCACAGUGAAUGGAUGCAUGGGUUUGAAAAGACAGCAAGAGAAUAUUUACGAGAGGCCUCGGGGUCAGAGGAGGUUAAGGCUAUGGAGCAGAAGCUGAAGGAGGCUGAGGAAAUGCAUAUAAUGUUACAGCUGGAGUGUGAGAAGUACAAGGCAGUCCUUGCAGAGACGGAGGGGAUUUUACAAAGACUACAGAGGAGUGUGGAAGAGGAGGAGAGCAAAUGGAAAAUAAAAAUUGAAGAGUCACAGAAGGAACUUAGACAGAUGCGCUCUUCAGUCGGUUCGUUGGAGCACGAAAUAGAGAGAUUAAAGGAAGAAAUCAAAGAAGCUGAAACUCUUAAAGAGAGAGAACAUUUGGAAAGUGAACUAGAAAAGGCAGAAAGAGAGCGAUCCACUUACGUUUCAGAAGUCAGAGAGCUCAAAGAUCUGUUGACUGAAUUGCAGAAAAAAAUGGAUUCAUAUUCUGAAGCAGUAAGACCGAAUGAAGAGUUAAAUUUGCUGAAAACACAGUUAAAUGAUACGCUAGCAAAACUUAAAAUUGAUCAAAGUGAGAGGCAGAAAGUAGCUGGCGACUUGCCUAAGGCCCAAGAGUCACUGGCAUCUCUUGAGAGAGAAAUAGGAAAAGCUGCCGGGGAUGCCAAUGUUAUUGAGAACAGUGAUGGUUCCUCAGAGCCAGAAUUGACUGAAAAAAGACUAAAUCUGGCAGUGAGUCUAUGCCAGGAUGUUGGACACCUCAAGAAGUUGGUUGUGUCAAUAAGCCAAAUGCUCUCAAAGGGAAAAGAACACUAUCAGCUAGUAGAAUGAAGUCACAGGGGAAUCAUUAAUUUGAGGAUAGCAGAAGGCAUUGUAUUAUAUUUUGCCAAAUUAAAGCCUUAUUUAUGUUUUCACCCUUUCUACUUCGUCAAACACUGAACAGAGUUUUGUCUUUUCUAAUUCUUGUUAGACUACUGAUUUAAAGAAGAAAAACUCUGUAGACACUUCCAGAAUUUAGUUUUAUAAUAAAAAUUGUUUGGAUAAUUAGACCUCUACAUUCCUGGAGAUAUGGUAAAUGUAUAACCUUUUAUUUUUUAUUUUGCUCAGUAAAACUUGUUCAGAAAAAUCCAGCGGGGAAAUGACGACAAUGGAAUAAAUAUAACAUUUUAAUACUGAUGUUGUACACUGUUUUACUUAGAUACAUUUUGGGAGUAGCUGCCUCUGACUUCAGCCUCAAAUAAACAGUCCUUUUUUUGGUUGCUAAUGUAAUCAGUUUUUGUAAUGGUGUCAGCAAUUAAAGGGAUGCUUAUUAUUCAGAAAGUG